Molecule: messenger RNA, 561 nt
Organism: Micromonas pusilla CCMP1545
Lineage: Eukaryota; Viridiplantae; Chlorophyta; Mamiellophyceae; Mamiellales; Mamiellaceae
Exons: 1
Biological process (GO): cytochrome c-heme linkage
Cellular component (GO): mitochondrion
Molecular function (GO): holocytochrome-c synthase activity
Source: RefSeq, a predicted model, not a curated record
GAGGUCAACCCGAGCAACAUGAUGCCGAAGCCGAACCAGAAGCGCGCGUCGAGGCAGCGCGAGAAGCUCUCGACCGAUCGCGAGUCGUCCACGAUCCCGAUAAGCGAACGAAACGACGCGCUCCCCGAGCAUCAACGCGACGCGACGACGACGUGGCAGUACCCGAGCGAGCAGAUGUUCUUCAACGCUAUCGCGCGCAAGGGUUGGCGGCCGAAAGAGGAGGACAUGACGAACGUGAUCAAGAUUCACAACGCGGUGAACGAGCGGUGCUGGGGCGAGGUGAUGAAGUGGGAGAAGCUCCACGCGCGCGAGUGCGACUGUCCUAAGCUUCUGAAGUUUCGUGGACGCCCGCGAGAGUACAGCCCGAAGGCGAGGCUUCUGAACUUCCUCGGGUUCAAGCUCCCGUUCGAUCGGCACGACUGGGUCGUCGACCGGUGCGGCGUCGACGUGCGGUACGUCAUCGACUUUUACAACGGCAAGUCGAACGACCCGCGCGCGCCGAUCGCGAUGCACUUGGACGCGCGGCCGGCGUUGGACUCGUUCGGGGCGUUCUUCGACCGG